CAUUCAGUGGAUAUAUUAUGGCAUGGCCAUGGGCCUCCAUUCAGUGGAUAUAUUACCAUGGCCUCCAUUCAGUGGAUAUAUUACCAUGGCCUCCAUUCAGUGGAUAUAUUACCAUGGCCUCCAUUCAGUGGAUAUAUUACCAUGGCCUCCAUUCAGUGGAUAUAUUACCAUGGGCCUCCAUUCAGUGGAUAUAUUACCAUGGCCUCCAUUCAGUGGAUAUAUUACCAUGGCCUCCAUUCAGUGGAUAUAUUACCAUGGCCUCCAUUCAGUGGAUAUAUUACCAUGGGCCUAGCCAUGGGCCUCCAUUCAGUGGAUAUAUUACCAUGGCCUCCAUUCAGUGGAUAUAUUACCAUGGCCUCCAUUCAGUGGAUAUAUUACCAUGGCCUCCAUUCAGUGGAUAUAUUACCAUGGGCCUCCAUUCAGUGGAUAUAUUACCAUGGCCUCCAUUCAGUGGAUAUAUUACCAUGGCCUCCAUUCAGUGGAUAUAUUACCAUGGCCUCCAUUCAGUGGAUAUAUUACCAUGGGCCUCCAUUCAGUGGAUAUAUUACCAUGGCCUCCAUUCAGUGGAUAUAUUACCAUGGCCUCCAUUCAGUGGAUAUAUUACCAUGGCCUCCAUUCAGUGGAUAUAUUACCAUGGCCUCCAUUCAGUGGAUAUAUUACCAUGGCCUCCAUUCAGUGGAUAUAUUACCAUGGGCCUCCAUUCAGUGGAUAUAUUACCAUGGCCUCCAUUCAGUGGAUAUAUUACCAUGGCCUCCAUUCAGUGGAUAUAUUACCAUGGGCCUAGCCAUGGGCCUCCAUUCAGUGGAUAUAUUACCAUGGCCUCCAUUCAGUGGAUAUAUUACCAUGGCCUCCAUUCAGUGGAUAUAUUACCAUGGCCUCCAUUCAGUGGAUAUAUUACCAUGGCCUCCAUUCAGUGGAUAUAUUACCAUGGGCCUCCAUUCAGUGGAUAUAUUACCAUGGGCCUAGCCAUGGGCCUCCAUUCAGUGGAUAUAUUACCAUGGGCCUCCAUUCAGUGGAUAUAUUACCAUGGGCCUAGCCGUGGGCUUAACUGGAUAUAUUAUUUGUUAUUUUUGUGCCACAUACAGGAAAUAAUGUGAACAAGUGUACUUAAUGACACCCUGUCCAAUAAUAUAAUUAGAUUUUCAACUCUAAGUAGUAGUCUGACUGUAGGAAAAGUGAUUUAUUAAGAUAAUGCUGUAUGCCUCAACAUCUUAAAACAUUGAAAAGUGAGAAAUUGGUUUUGAAUUGUUUUGUGUGAUUAUGGAUUUUUGGGGGAGGGAUAAUUAAUAAAAAAAUAUGUAACUCGUUUUAUACAAA
Messenger RNA from Oncorhynchus gorbuscha (pink salmon), 1317 nucleotides. RefSeq lists its product as uncharacterized. The transcript has 2 exons. NCBI's taxonomy places the organism in Eukaryota, Metazoa, Chordata, Actinopteri, Salmoniformes, Salmonidae. The record is from RefSeq and is a predicted model, not a curated record. The coding region runs from base 58 to 966 and encodes 302 amino acids.